Purpureocillium takamizusanense is the source of this 321-nucleotide messenger RNA. RefSeq lists its product as uncharacterized. The transcript has a single exon. NCBI's taxonomy places the organism in Eukaryota, Fungi, Ascomycota, Sordariomycetes, Hypocreales, Ophiocordycipitaceae. Bases 1 to 321 code for a protein of 106 amino acids. The record is from RefSeq and is a predicted model, not a curated record.
AUGGUCUUUACGACAAUAUGCGUUACUGGGACCAAGUCUAUCGGCAUCUCUCUUGGUUUUCAAAGGGGCUGGGGCGCCCAGUUCCAGAUCCGUUUGGCGACCGGGUGGGAGGAACAUGGAUACAUGUUCACAACAGUCGACUCGGGCCCCGUCGGCAAGGGACCUUCCUUGUACGGAGCAUCCAAUAAAGAAACCCUCAAGAGGUCUCGCAAGGUUGCGCUUGCAGAUUCAGGACUGCAGGUCGCUCAAGUAGUAAGUGGCCCGGCGUUGGUAAUGUUCCAGUCGGCCCAGGCCAGGCCAGACCCUCCAUGUCGACUUUAG